CAUAUGCUGCUUUGGAUCAUCAUCUGGAUGAAAUGAGAUCGUGCAAUCAUUGACAGAUAUGUCGUAAGGAAAUGAUUGUUUUUAGUUGUUUAAAGUUUAUUGUGUGAUUAUGUAGAAGAACAAUGCAUAAUGUGAACAUAUUAUAAUAGGCUUACAGCGAAGUAAAUGUUUGAAAUGUUUAUAUAACAUACACAUCUGAUAAUUGAGUUUUGAUAAUUUAAUAUGUGUUGAUAUUAAAAUCAUAUGACAUUUAGUAUGUACAUGUUAAUGCCACAAAUCUAUAGAAGAAGAUUUGGAUUUAAAUAUUGGAAGAUGUUUAUUGUAUCGAUGUGUAUAUAAAUGAUUUAAAUUUUGUUAACUCAUUAUAUAAUAUCUACGAAUAACAUUUUGUAAACUUUUGAAAUAUAUAUCAUAAAGUAUGGCAGGAAGUGGAUCUGUCAUAAUACCAUCUAUAAAACAAUUACAGGAAAAAGAUCCUGCAUCUACUUCCAAUAUAGAUUAUUCUACUAUUAGGGGAAAGAGUGUCUUGGUUAGUCCAUCUGAAGAUCAGUAUGAAUUAUUACUUAGACGUUUAAAAGAAAGAAUUCAAGGUGGAGGAAGCGAAACAAUUUUUGAUAUUGGUAUUGGUGAAGAUGGUUCAGAAGAUGGUUUAAAAGAUGAUGAAUAUGAAGCAUCUGUUGCUACUUUGCAGUCUCUUGCUGCAACAUUAGAAGCUGACUGUGUGCUUCUCCGUCAAAGUAAAGUAGAUCAGGGUCUUAUAGGACAAUACCUAGUGCGAAGGCGUUUAGACAGACAAGAUUUCUUAGAAAUUAGAGUGGCUGUUGUUGGUAAUGUUGAUGCUGGAAAGUCAACACUUUUAGGUGUAUUAACACAUGGAGAACUUGAUAAUGGUCGAGGUUUAGCACGGCAAAAAUUAUUUCGUCAUAAACACGAAGCUGAAACGGGACGUACCAGUUCAGUUGGAAACGAUAUUCUUGGAUUUGAUAGUGUUGGUAACGUAGUAAAUAAGCCUGAACAUGGAUCUUUGGAUUGGGUUAAAAUAUGUGAAAAGUCAUCAAAAGUUAUUACAUUUAUUGAUCUCGCUGGACAUGAAAGAUACUUAAAAACAACUGUUUUUGGAAUGACAGGACAUGCUCCCGAUUUUGGUAUGUUAAUGGUUGGAGCAAAUGCUGGCAUUGUUGGGAUGACAAAAGAACAUCUUGGAUUAGCUUUAGCUUUAUCAGUUCCAGUAUUUGUUGUAGUUACAAAAAUUGACAUGUGUCCACCAAAUAUAUUACAAGAAAAUUUGAAGCUAUUAAUAAGAAUCUUAAAAUCUCCGGGUUGUAGAAAAGUACCAGUUACAGUGAAAACACCGGACGAUGUUGUUGUUAGUGCUACUAAUUUUGUAUCAGAACGGCUAUGCCCUAUUUUUCAAGUAUCAAAUGUAACAGGUGAAAAUUUAAAUCUUCUUAAAAUGUUUUUAAAUUUAUUGACUGCAAGGAUGACUAGUCAUGAUGAUGAACCAGCAGAGUUUCAAAUAGACGAUACCUAUUCAGUACCCGGUGUGGGUACCGUAGUUUCUGGAACAACUUUGAAAGGUGUUAUAAAAUUAAAUGACACUUUAUUACUGGGACCUGAUCCUUUGGGCCGUUUCAUUCCAAUUGCAGUAAAGAGUAUACAUAGAAAACGAAUGCCUGUUCGUGAAGUAAGAGGUGGUCAAACUGCUAGUUUUGCAUUAAAAAAAAUUAAAAGAUCACAAAUUAGAAAAGGUAUGGUGAUGGUCGCACCUGCGUUAAAUCCACAGGCUUGUUGGGAAUUUGAAGGAGAAAUUCUUGUAUUACAUCACCCUACAACGAUAAGUUCUUGUUACCAAGCAAUGGUACAUUGUGGAAGUAUAAGACAAACAGCAUCCAUAAUUUCAAUGUCACAAGAUUGCUUAAGAACUGGUGAUAAGGCUUUAGUACGCUUCAGAUUUAUAAAACAUCCUGAAUAUAUAAAACCUGGACAACGAAUGGUAUUUAGAGAAGGACGUACUAAAGCAGUAGGCAAUGUUGUAAAACUUAUUCCUUAUUCCAGUACCACGAUUACACAAACAUAUAGGGCAAAUAAACCGAAUAAAACAUCUCAGAAUCGACAAAGCUCUUCAUCUACGAUUCAAUCGCUAGAUUCGACAGAAACAAAUUCAUCGUUUGAAGGACAGACAUCAAAACAAGAAAAUUUACUUCAGAAACCUUCUAAAAGUCAGAAUAAAAAGAGUAGAGGGCGAAGGGGAGGACGAUCUCAUAAUACUGCAAAUAGUAUUAUUCAACCUCUGUCGGAACAGAACCCUCCAACAAAACUUUAAGUAAUAUUUAUGUACAAAACUUUUAUGUGUAUAUACAUAUACAUACUUAAACAGAUAUCAGCUGUUUUAGAAAUUUCGGAAGUUAAUGAUAAUAAUUUUGUAUUUUUAGAUAAUCUAAUAUUUCUUUAAAUAUUUCAGAUUAGUAUAAAAAAAUUUAUAUAUAUCUGUGAAAAACAUUAUCUUUAAUUAAUUUCCGAGAUUUCUAAAGCAUGGUCUACAUAAAUAUAUGUAUUAUUUUUAGUAAUUAUUUAUAUUAAAACGUGUAUAAAAUUAUUCCAUUUAAAAUUGGAAGUUCGUCUCAUUAUGGGGUUAUGUACGUAUGAUUAAGAAAUGUGAUUUUUAUCCUACCAUGUAAAAAACCCCUCUGUACUAUCUAUAACGCACAUUGUGCUUCGAACCCUAUUAGAGUACAAAUUGUCUUUCACACUUUGACUAAAUUGCUAAAAAUUUAAAAAUGUUUUUGAAACGUAUAAAGAAACAUACGUUAUUAUUCAUAAAGUGUUUUAUUUUUAUAAGCAGGAGUGUAUCUUAAUAAAAUAAUAUCGACUAAAUACAAUCAAUAUAAAAAAUACA
Molecule: messenger RNA, 2896 nt
Organism: Megachile rotundata (alfalfa leafcutting bee)
Lineage: Eukaryota; Metazoa; Arthropoda; Insecta; Hymenoptera; Megachilidae
Gene: GTPBP1
Product: GTP-binding protein 1
Biological process (GO): translational elongation
Molecular function (GO): GTP binding; GTPase activity; translation elongation factor activity
Source: RefSeq, a predicted model, not a curated record